Molecule: messenger RNA, 2412 nt
Organism: Lodderomyces pseudojiufengensis
Lineage: Eukaryota; Fungi; Ascomycota; Pichiomycetes; Serinales; Debaryomycetaceae
Product: TFC7
Exons: 3
Coding region: 1-2412 (803 amino acids)
Biological process (GO): negative regulation of translation; mRNA catabolic process
Cellular component (GO): CCR4-NOT core complex; P-body; CCR4-NOT complex
Source: RefSeq, a predicted model, not a curated record
AUGUUCGCCACACAACCUCAGCAACCUCAGCAACCUCAGCAACCACAGCAACCACAACAACCUCAAGAAAUGUUACAACAACCACAUUUAUAUCAAGACCAAUUCAAAAUCUCAGAUAGUAAAGCGUUAAACGAUGAGCAAAUAUACCAAUGGAUAACAGAGUUAGUUUCAGGGACGAACAGGGAGAAAGCCUUAUUAGAAUUAGGUAAAAAAAGAGAACAGUAUGACGAUUUAGCAUUGGUACUUUGGAAUUCAUUUGGUGUAAUAACAGUUUUACUAGAAGAAAUCAUAAGUGUUUACCCAUACUUGGAACCACCCAAUUUGAGUGCUUCAACUUCGAAUAGAGUCUGUAACGCAUUAGCUUUAUUACAGUGUGUUGCAUCAAAUGUUCAAACUAGAGGUCUAUUUUUGAAUGCUAAUUUACCAUUGUACUUAUAUCCAUUUUUAUCAACAAAUGCAAGACAAAGAUCAUUCGAAUACCUUAGACUCACAAGUCUAGGAGUCAUAGGUGCAUUGGUAAAAAAUGACACUCCUGAGGUUAUAAAUUUUCUUUUAACUACAGAAAUUGUUCCAUUAUGUCUCAAUAUCAUGGAAAUAUCCUCAGAAUUGUCCAAGACAGUUGCUAUAUUUAUAUUGCAAAAAAUCUUACUUGAUGAUCAAGGAUUGAAUUAUGUAUGUACAACUUUUGAAAGGUUUCAUACAGUCGCCUCUGUUUUAUCAAAGAUGAUUGAUCAAUUAAAUGUAGGGAUAAAGCAAUCUAGUCAACAACAAAUACCCCAACAGCAACAACCAACCUCAUCAAAUAGCUCUGGAAGAUUAUUAAAACAUGUUGUAAGAUGUUAUAUGAGAUUGAGUGAUAACUUAGAAGCAAGAAAAGCUUUAUCAAAUAUCUUACCCGAAACACUACGAGAUGGUACUUUUUCUGCGGUUUUACUGGAUGAUGUAGCUACUAAGAGAUAUUCAGCUACAAUGACAAUCAAGGAGAUAUACAUAGCGAGACAUGGCUAUAGAUCAAAUUGGUUACCUCCACCGCAUCCUCCAAAUCCUACUGGUAUAAACUCAGAUCCACCAUUAGCACCACAUGGAGUAGAACAAGCGAAACAAUUAGCAGCGUAUUUAACCUCAUUACCAACGAAUGAUAAACCUCAAUUCAUAUUAACUUCACCAUUUUAUAGAUGCGUUGAAACAGCUCAACCGAUUGCACAAUUAUUGAAUUUAAAGAUUGGGUUGGAAAGAGGUAUUGGAGAAUGGUUCAAAAAAGAUAGAAAGAUUGUUCCAAAACCUGCUAAUUAUGUGGAUUUGAUAAGGUUUUUUCCUGACGUUUUGGUGAAUGAAGAACAAUGGCCAAGAGAUAGGUUAGGGGUGAUUCCAAAUGUUGAAGGUGAAACAAACGAAGAAAUAUUACAAAGAGCGGAAUUAUUCUGGAACAAAUUUAUCCCCUUUUUUGAAGAGCACUACCCUGAAAUUGAAAACAUAUUAUUAAUAACUCAUGCUGCUACGAAAAUUGCCUUAGGAAGCGCUUUAUUAAAGUUAGAAUCGGUAACAACACCUGUUAAUGAGGAUAAAGAUAUGUUAAGAGCUGGUGCUUGUUCACUUUCAAAAUAUGCUCGUGUUGGUAUGAAAGAUAAUAUCAGUUGGAAAUUGACAAUGAAUGGUAAUUGCGAAUUUUUGACAAAGGGAGAAGAAAUGAAUUGGGAUUUUACAAUUGGUGUAGAAGCAGGAUCAGCCGAGGAUAUAGCGAGAAGAAAGAAAGAAGAAGUUGCAAAGGAAGCAGAAAAUGUUGAAAAUUCGGAAUCAAGCUCAUAUAAUGAAAAACCAAUAACAAAUUUUGCAACAGGAAAUGUUACGGAUGUAAAAGAUGAUGAAUACGAGACUUUUUACAUUACCCUUGAUCUACCUAAUGUGAUAAAGAAAGUAGACGAUGAUGAAGGUGCAGCUAAAUCAAGACAUAAGAGACCACCAAGAUCAAAAGCAAACAUAUUAAAGCCAUCUGCGAAAUUACAAAUGACAGACUUAAUUCAAGAGCAUCCAUUGAUUAAAAUUUCCAAUAAUUUAGGUGUUAAUGAGCCUAGCUUUAAUGGCGACUUUGAAAAUGGAAACAAAAAAAACUCAUUGAUAGAUUAUUCUGCUUUGUUCAAUGAAAAAAUAUUUGAGACUGAGUGGAACGAACUUAUAGGUUCAGAAUUACUUUUUGAUGAAUACGGAGAACUAAUUGGCCAAGUGAAAGAACAUUUAACUUGUGACAAUAGCGUAAACUAUACUUUAAAAAAAGAAGCAUUAAGAGCUGUUGAUAAUAUUGAAAUAGAUGGAUUAUCCGAUAUCGAAGAUGACUUAAGAGGAGACGCAUCAACAAAACACAGAAUUACUCGAAGUCGGUUUUGGAAACAAUCCGUUAGCAAUGCUAAAGAGUAA